Molecule: messenger RNA, 998 nt
Organism: Maniola jurtina (meadow brown)
Lineage: Eukaryota; Metazoa; Arthropoda; Insecta; Lepidoptera; Nymphalidae
Gene: glv1
Product: gloverin-like
Exons: 5
Coding region: 128-673 (181 amino acids)
Source: RefSeq, a predicted model, not a curated record
CUUAACCCUCUGAGGAUUUUUCAUAUAAAUACUUCGAGAUUAAUUAACAGAACAACAAAUCCUGAGUUAGCGUUGUGGAGUCAACAGUUCAGUUGUGAUAAGCUUUGUGAAUAAUCUGAUCAUCAACAUGCAGUCAACUAUCAUCAUCGGAUUUGCGUUAUUGGCGUGUGUGUACGCGCAGGUGUCACAGCCUCCCCACUACAAAGAGAUGUAUCCAAAUCAGUACCAGUUCGUCAAGCAAGCCCGUCAUCCCCGUGACGUCACAUGGGACAAACAAGUUGGAGACGGAAAAGUUUUUGGCACUCUUGGCGACAAGCAGGACGGUAGUGUCUAUGGUAAAGCUGGGUAUAAGCAAGACUUCUUCAACGACGAAAGGGGGAAACUUACUGGUGAGGCGUACGGUGCCCGAGUGCUGGGUCCGAAUGGAGACAGCAGCUUUUUAGGAGGCAAAGUCAACUGGAACAACGCUGCCAAAGACGCUGAAGCUAACUUGGAACUGACUAGGCAGAUCCAUGGAAGGACUGGCGCACAGGCCGACUUUUCCAAAGUCUGGAAUCUGGAUAAGAACACACGCAUCUCAGCGGGUGGCACCGUUUCGCAGGCUGAUCUUGGACGUGGAAGACCUGACUACGGCAUCGGCGCAAAAUUCGAACACUUCUUUGGCGGUCAUUAAUCUCUUUUCUGCAGUAUAUCUUCACUAAAUAGCAUUUAUAAAAUCCCAAGCCGAGUUAGCCUGUAUUUGCUUAUUAGUUCUAAACAUCUUAAUGAGACAUUUCACCAGGAAUAUAUUUUAAUUUAGUAAAUACAAAAUAACUUGUGACAGGAUCCACCUGUGCAAACAAUAAUAUAAGUUCACUUGUUGUUUAUAAAUGCUAUACUUACUACCUAAUUUAGAUAGAAACUUGUAAUAGUAUACUGUGUUACCUAAAGUGUGUUGAUUUAAUUUUGUGAUUAGCCUAGUCAUUAUUGGUUAAUAAAGAUAAUUUUUGAUGAUAUUA